Oncorhynchus keta (chum salmon) is the source of this 1375-nucleotide messenger RNA. Its product is annotated as mitochondrial import inner membrane translocase subunit Tim22-like. The transcript has 4 exons. The record is from RefSeq and is a predicted model, not a curated record. The coding region runs from base 46 to 651 and encodes 201 amino acids. Gene Ontology annotation, cellular component: TIM22 mitochondrial import inner membrane insertion complex. Gene Ontology annotation, biological process: protein insertion into mitochondrial inner membrane. NCBI's taxonomy places the organism in Eukaryota, Metazoa, Chordata, Actinopteri, Salmoniformes, Salmonidae. Gene Ontology annotation, molecular function: transmembrane protein transporter activity.
UUUAAAUAACGUCUUUCUUGAAUUGACCAGCCGUUCACGAACAUCAUGGCGACGACCGUGAAUAGUGGAAAUGUCCCUGUGUCGGACACACAAUCCACAACCUCGGCUGAUCGACGCUAUGAAGGUUCAACAUUCCAGUACAGCAUGCUCCUGGAGCACCUAAUCGGGGAGAAGAGGCCGAUUAAAGAUUUGAAUCCAACCGUUAUGGGAGGUCUUCCCAAUCCCAUGAAAACCGACGACCAGAAGAUGAUCGAACGGGGAAUGGAGAGCUGUGCCUUCAAGGCGGUGUUGGCAUGUGUUGGAGGGUUUGUUCUUGGGGGAGCGUUUGGUGUGUUCACGGCUGGCAUAGAUACCAAUGUGGGAUUUGACCCCAAAGACCCCAUGAGAACACCUACUGCCAGAGAAGUCCUUAAAGACAUGGGCCAGAGGGGAAUGUCCUACGCCAAAAACUUUGCAGUCAUUGGAGCAAUGUUCUCCUGCACAGAGUGCAUCAUUGAAUCGCACAGGGGAAAGUCAGACUGGAAGAAUGCUGUCUACAGUGGUUGUGUUACUGGGGGAGCAAUAGGAUUUCGUGCUGGGGCGAAGGCUGGAGUGCUGGGAUGUGGAGGUUUCGCUGCCUUCUCUGCUGCCAUUGAGUACUAUCUCCGGUGAAAACCAGGGGGCCUUCGUUACCCCUGUUGAAUAUGGUUGAGGUGACUGUCCCUCUGGGCCAGUAACAGACUUUAUACCUCAUGGAAAGAAACACAUCCCAGAGAACACUGCUCUGCAGAUGGCACAUCUGGUCAUGAGGAUUAUUACAGUUGGACAAUUCCAUCCUGGUCUUCAUCAAUCAAUUACAAUUAUAAAGCCCUUCUUACAUCAGCUGAUGUCACAAAGUGCUGUACAGAAACAGCAAGCAAUGCAGGUGUAGAAGCACAGUGGCUAGGAAAAACUCCCUAGAAAGGCCAGAACCUAGGAAGAAACCAGGCUAUGAGGGUUGUGCCAGGUGGAGCUUAUAACAUAACAUGGCCAAGAUGUUCAUAGAUGACCAGCAGGGUCAAAUAAUAAUAAUCACAUUGGUUGUAAAGGGUGCAACAGGUCAGCACCUCAGGAGUAAAUUACCUUUUGUUGACUGUAUCCUGUGCACAGUGAUGUCAUGCUGGCUUUUCCUUUAUCGAAGUUAAACUUCGUCAUUGAGAUUAAACUGUGGAUUUUAGAUGAGAGCUGUUUAGUUGUGGGUAAAAUACAGCCUGGUGACAUUAAGUCAAAAGUUUGAGUCCAGGUCAAUGGGUGUGUUUGAGUGUUAAGGCUAAAGCAACAAACACUAAAUGUGCCAUUGUUUAUAAAAGGUUUUCUGUGCCAAAAUAAACAUCUGCAUCCUCCAACACCCAUAUUA